Molecule: messenger RNA, 7312 nt
Organism: Corythoichthys intestinalis (scribbled pipefish)
Lineage: Eukaryota; Metazoa; Chordata; Actinopteri; Syngnathiformes; Syngnathidae
Product: carcinoembryonic antigen-related cell adhesion molecule 5-like
Exons: 10
Coding region: 72-1685 (537 amino acids)
Source: RefSeq, a predicted model, not a curated record
CCUGUCUGGGUGUGUCGGCGGAGGAGAAGCCAGUCCCUGCUCCUGCAUUUUGCUCUCAGUUCCCAAAGAACAUGACGACGACGAUUGUAGCACUCCUGCUCGCCCUGUCGGCAGGGGCUGUGGCACGCGACAUCUUGCCGCCAGGCCCCGUGGACGCGGUGGUGGGGAAGAACGUGACCCUGCAGACGCUCCUGAAGGACCCGGAGUACGCCUUCAUCAUCUGGAAUUUCAAUAACGAGCGCGAGCAGAUCCCCGUGGCUACUGUGGGGCCCCAAGGACUCAAGGUCAAUGCACCCUACGAGGGCCGUGCCAGCGUGGAUCCCAAGAGUGGCACUCUCAGCCUAAGCGCGCUCACCGCCGCCGACAGUGGGGACUUCAGCAUCAACGUCGUCAAAGCCGACGGUGACACCGAAACCGCCGAGAUUAAGCUGCGCGUACUCGAACCGGUGUCCGGCGUGGUGGUGACUGCAAACAUGGUGGAAGCGCUGGAGCACAACAGCACACUGGUCCUAACCUGCAACGCCAAAGGUUCCUUCUUAAAUUUCACCUGGCUCAAUGGCACUGAGCCCAUCGCAACGCCCGCCGGCGGUCGGCUAUCAGUGGAGCAGAGCGAAUCCAGCAGUCGGCUGACCAUCGCGCGGGUGCUGCGCUACGAUCUGUCACGACCCAUCAUCUGCAGCGCAGCCAACAAAUUGGAGACCAAGAAGAGCGCCCCCUUCAGUGUGCCCGUCUACUACGGUCCCGAUGUGCCAAAACUCAAGCCGUCAGAGCCGCCGCGCUUUGUCCGGGCCGGCUCCGACUUCAACUUGACGUGCACCUCGCUAUGCAACCCGCCCGCCGCCUUGGCCUGGUACCGGAACGGCACCCUGUUGGACGGCGCAGGGGCCACGCUUACACUCAAAGUGGUGCAGGGCCGCCCCAUGUGGGAUAAACUCAAUCAGUACUCCUGCAAGGCAACCAAUGCCAAGACCAAGAGAGUUGCCACCUCGCCCGUCGUCUCCUUUGCUGUCAUUGAGCCGGUGUCAGGCGUGAAGAUGAGCCACCCAGCAGCCGCUGCCGUCCUGCUGGCUGGCAACAGCUCGGCUAAUCUGAGCUGCCAGGCGGCAGCCGGCGCCGUGACCGACAGGACAUGGCUGAAGGAUGGCCAGCCACUGCCGGCCCGAGUGGCGGCGGCGCCCGACGGCUCCUGGAUCGGCUUUACAACCCUACAGCGGGACGACAACGGGCUCUACGAGUGCCGUCUCGCCAAUGCCGUCAGCUCCGAGAAGGCCGCCUACAAGAUGGUCGUCAACUUCGGUCCCGAGGAGGUGAAGGUGAGUGGCGAGACCGCAGUGGAGGUGCGUGACGGUAUCAACCUGCGCUGCUCGGCCGCUUCUGUGCCGCCCGCAAAUUUCACCUGGAAGUUCAACGGAACGCUGACCGACAUCAAGACCUCCACAUACACCAUCGCCGAGGCCACCUACAAGAACACUGGCACGUACACGUGCCAGGCACGCAACACAGUCACCGGAAAGAGCGCCGUCUACACGCACAACCUGUCCGUCAAAGAGGAGGGGGCGCUGGAUGAAGGCCUGUCAGAUGGCGCCAUCGCCGGAAUUAUCAUCGGUGUCCUAGCCGCGUUGGGCCUCGCCAUUGGCUUGGUCAUUUACUGCAGGCAGAAAGUUCCGGUGGAGUCACCGUACUAGUGAACCUUGGUACACUACUGGAGUUACGGGUCCCGACAUCGGAGGCGGCGUUUGGAUUCGGCCGCUCCCCGUGGGAGAGAAAGUCGUCACCCAUGCCCAUUUUCAUUCGUUGGGCUUCGUGGCAGGAAUCUCCUAGCUAUGAAAAAAAAAAAAAAAAAAAAAGUUCCUUUGUUCCAGUUGUUUUGAACAAAUUUUUGAUUGCGCAAUCCAAAAUUGAUCUCAAUUGGUCUCCCUAAUGUCAAGUUGUUGUCAAUAUACGUGCAGCAGGAACCCGUAACUUUUACAAAUGUUUAGAUAAAGUCAUUUCAUUGCGUGCCAAUUAUCAAUUUUUAAUGAUAAAUAAUAAUAAUAAUGAUAAAACUCAUUAGCCGCCAUUGACGGCGCCGGGUGUUUUCAAUCUACAAGUCAGUAAAUAACUACCACGACACUACUGUACUACUGUACAUCACAUCUGGCAGCCAAAGAGAUUAAGUACAGUAUUUUUCAUUUUUCAGAAGAAAAAGGGGGUACCUGCAGUUCACAAACUUGACACAAAAGAGGUAAAAUUGUUUUUUUUUCUUUUAUUUCGCACCCAAAAAUGAGUUCUAAACAGCUGUCAGACCUAACGCGACGCAAAAUAUGUGCUUUCCAGUGGCGUUGCACCGAUACCGAUACAUGUAUCGGUACAGAAUCGGCACCAAGAUGACGUAAUCAGUAUUGGGAAGUACAAAGAAAACAUGCGGUGCUACUGCGCAAUAUGUACUUUUCCAGAUGUAGUGUCAACCACUGGUCAAACUACAUAAGAUGGCUGUCCAAUCUUGAUAAUUUACAGUAUAUUUCAGUGAAUCCACAGUAGACAUCCGACCCAUUUGAAGCCACUUCAAAUGGAUCGGACGUCUAUUGCCGUCAAUGGCAGAACAUUAGUUAAGCAGUGUCUGACCAAGACAUGAUUCCAACUACUUGACAUUUAAUGGAGUAUGUGAUUAUUUACAGAGGUGGGUAAAGUAGCUAAAAAUGUUCCUCAAGUAAGAGUAGCAUUACUUCAAAAUAAGAUUACUCAAGUAAAGGUAGUCAUCCUAAAAAUGUACUCAAGUACAAGUAAAAAAGUAUUUGGUGAAAAGAAUACUCAAGUCAUUAGUAACAUUGUGAGUAACUGCUUACGAUGUUAGAUGUUUUAUUUUCAAACAACGGUAUUUUUUUCUCAUAACAAAGUUAUAUAAAUGAACUGUUAUUAUUAUACUGUACUAUAAGUGUUUACAUAACUACAUUAGGAGAAAUAAACACAUACACACACACACAAAAAAAUCAUUGAAUUCCAGCGAGUGAAAAAAAAUCUACAGAAAUGAAGCGAAGCGUCAAUCAUUUAAAAGGGCAUGAGGGCCUUCUAGUGGAGAAAACAUAUUUCCUAUAAUGAAAUUAAAAGGCUUCAAAUCUCCGUUUUUUUCAUGGUUGAUCGGUGCUAAAUAAAAACUGGGAGGGAGAUAAAAAUCAGCACUUUCGAGUUAUUUUGAUGGCAGCGCUCUAUGUCAAAUACUGUUUUUUUUGUUUGUUUGUUUUUUUACGGUGCUUUAAAGACAUCUCGUGAUUGAACAAGCUGGCAUGAUCAUAGAAUGGAAGGCUUGGGUCUCAUUGGUGACACUGGCAAAAAAAGAUGUAAAAUCUAAUAUUUUGAAUAUAGACGAAAAAUGUAACAACUAGUGCAGCCCAAUGUAAUGGAGUUUGAGUCGCGUUUCUUCUUCACAAAUCGACUCAAGUAAUAAUAAAAAGUAUGACUUAGUAAAACUACAAACUGCGAUUUCUGGAGAAAUUGCGAUGGAACUUUGCUGUUGUAGAUACAGAACUCAGACCUGCCCAGUUGUUUCUUUGGGCAUUUUGUUGGGGCUUCCUGUUGACCCCCCCAAGUCCUGGUACCUUCCUGUUGAUAUUGGGUCAGUUCUUUUUGAUUUGGGGACAUUUCCGGGACACUUCCUGUUGAUAUCAGGUCACCUCCUGUUGAUUUGGGGCAUUUCGGGGACAAUUAGCAUCGACUUACUUGGGCACCAGUUUAAUGUCACUGUGCUGUGAUGGUAAGUUUUUUAUCAAAAAACACAACCAGACAGUUUUUUUCUGCCAUUGAAAAUCAAUGGGAAAUUUGGACGUAAUUGGCUGUCAAUGGCAUCCCAUUAAAAAUGAAUGGGAAAGUUUUUGGCAAAUUUUGGGAGAACUGUGUUAUCCGAAUUCUAUAUACAACUUUUAUGCUCAUUACCAUCCUGGAUUUUUUUAUGUGUACUUUAUGUGAUUUGGUCGAAAAUUGUAGGACUAGAUACAUUUCGAUUUAAAAAAAAAAAAAAAAUGCAUUUAUGGGCGAAGUGAAAAUUUUGGGGGGGUCAUUCGAGAAUUUCCCUGCAUCGUGCGAGAAUUCAGUCAUUUCAAUAUUUGAACGGUGCCGGUUGGUCAGACGGUUUGGGCUGCGCAGUGACUCAAAAAAACGCGGCGAAGAUUAUGAGAGAAAGAAUUAAUAAAGUUGAGGAAUUUUUGCCUUGCAAAGCUCCAUCACCUACUCUUAGAAGUGUAUACAAUAUGUCUCAAAAAGUUACUCAAGUAAAUGUAAUGAGUUACUACCCACCUCUGAUUUUUUAGUAUUAAAAGAAAAAUGGCACAUCUUCUCAAAACAUGUAGUAUCAUUAAAGUAUCGGUAUCGGGAGCCAAAAAAUGGUAUCGGUGCAACACUACUUCCUUCCCGGUCUCGUCUUUUGUUUUGUCGUCCCCAACUGGCCUGCUCCAUUCCUCCCUUCCAGCCUCGCCUCCGUCACUUGACUUCUGUGCUUCAUCCCCGCCCACCGCCAACGGAUGCCCUUCCCCCUGACGCAACACCAGAGUGGCUGCUGGAAACCUGAGAACACACACAUGCCCUGAGAAACAAAUAUGCCUAAACCUACACAAACACUCUACAGUCACACAAAUUUGCACACGUUUAGACAACCGAAGCCACACAGAAAGAGAACGUGCAAAGACACGCCAAGAUUGACUCACGCAAUAAACUGGCAAAGUUGGCGGGGCCGGACUUUUGGCGGGAAAUAGAGCUUUUUUUGAUUUUGUACAUUUUGUUGUUUUAAUUUACUUCAGGUUACUGUUUGCUUGCGUGUGUGUGUGUUUUUGCACGCAUUUGAAAGGGAAGUUCAGAAUGUUUGACAUUGGGCUCAAUCUUCGAGGUUUAAUUAGUUCGACAAAUUCUGUGCAGUUGGUCAGAUAUAUGUUACAGUGGUAUGAAAAAGUAUCUGAACCUUUUGGAAUUUCUCACUUUUCUGCAUAAAAUCACUCUCAAAUGUGAUCUGAUCUUUGUCAAAAUCACACUGAUGAAAAAACAGUCUCUAGUUUAACUAAAACCACCCAAACAUUUACAGGUUUUCACAUUUUAAUGAGGAUAGUAUGUAAGCAAUGAAAGAAGAGGGGAAAAUAAGUAAGUGAACCAUGACAUUUAAUAUUUUGCGGCCCCCCUUUUGGCAGCAAUAACCAGACACUUCCUGCAGUUGCAGAUCAGUCUGGCACAUCGACCAGGAGUAAUCUUGGCCCAUUCUUCUCUACAAAUCUGCUGUAGUUCAGUCAGAUACGUGGGAUGUCUGGCAUGAUUUGCUGUCUUUAGGUCAUGCCACAGAAUUUCAAUGGGGUUCAAGUCUGGACUUUGACUUGGCCACUCCAGAACAUGUAUUUUGUUCUUCUGAAACCAUUCUGAAGUUGAUUUUCUUCUGUGUUUAGUAUUAUUGUCUUGUUGCAGCAUUCAUCCUCUUUUAAGCUUCAACUGUCUGACAGACGCCCUCAGGUUUUCCUGCAAAUCAUCCUGAUAAACUUUUGAAUUCAUUCUUCAAUUAAUGAUUGCAAGUUGCCCAGGCCCUUAAGUAGCAAAACAGCCCCAAAUCAUGAUGCUCCCUUCACCUUGCUUCGCGUGGGGAUUAGGUGUUGAUGUUGGUGAGAUGUUCCAUUUUUCAUCCACACAUGACAUUGUAUGUUACUUCCAAACAGUUACACUUUGGUUUCAUCAGUCUACAAAAUAUUUUGCCAAAACUUCUGUGGUGUGUCCAAGUGGCUUUUUGUGAACAUUAAACGAGCAACAAUGUUUUUAUAGACAGCAUUGGCUUCCUCCCUUAAGUCCUCCCAUGAACACCAUUCUUGGCCAUAGUUUUACAUAUAGGUAAUGUGUGCACAGAGAUAUUGGACUGUGCCAGUGAUUUAGCAGACACUCUAGGGUUCUUUUUUUUUUUUUUUUUUUUUACCUCUCUGAGUAUUCUGCGCUUAACUCUUGGCGUCAUCUUUGGUGGACGGCCACUCCUUGGGAGAGAAGCAACAGUGCCAAACUCUCUCCAUUUGUAGAACAAUUCUCUGACUGUCGAUUGAUGAACAUCCAGAAUUUUAGAGAUGGUUUUGUGUCCUUUCCUAGCUUUAUACAAAUCAACAAUCCUUGAUCGCAGGUCUUCAGACCGCUUAUUGGAUCGAGUCAUGAUGAACAUCAGACAAUGCUACUCGGCAAGACAAUUCCUACCUGGUGUGUGUUUUAUAGUGGGCAGGGCAGCUUUAAACCACUCAUCAGUGAUUGGACACACACCUAACUUAAAUUGGUUUCAAUUGCUCUUUAAGUCUCAGAGGGCUGACUUACUUAUUUUCCCCCUUCUGUCAUUGUUUGCAUGCUAUCCUCAUUAAAGUAUGAAAACCUAUAAAUGUUUGUGUGGUUUUAGUUAAACACUGUUUUUACAUCUGUGUGAGUUUGACAAAGAUCAGAUCACAUCUGAUGGUGAUUUUAUGCUGAAAUGUGAGAAAUUCCAAAAUGUUCAGAUACUUUUUCAUACCACUGUAGUUUCAGGGCUCCAGAGUGGCUAAGCUAGCUUGAGUCAGUGGUACAACCUUAGCAUGCAAAUAUAAAUUGAUAUUAACAGAACUGUCAAGUAAAUUUAAAAUAUAGAUCAUUGUACAAAAUACCCACACGGCCAAAACAACGUCACACCAAACUGCCGUAAUUCAUUUCAUUACUAUUUUUUUUAACUAGCAAACUGCACAGAAUUUGUUUAAAUCAACUCCACUGACUAAUUAAACCCCCGCUAACUUGAAGAUUAAGCAUAAUGUCAAAAAUUCUGAACCCCCCCCCUUUAAGUAUUUAUUGUAAAAAAAAACAGUGGAGCUGAAGUCCAUCACUGGCAAACUCGUUAGCCUGUUAGCGUGACGCGUUUGGUGUAUCCACAUGUUAAGCGUGACGAGCCUCCACCGCCAUUUGUUAGCUGUGGAACAUGUUUGUUUUUGUCUUCUGUUGCUCACGUAAAAAAUUAAAAACGAAAGGUGUUCUCCAUUUUGAAACCUUGUGCGUGCCUGUGUGUGUUUAAAGCAGCCAAUCACAGUGAGGAAGCACCACCUACCUACAUUCCUCUGUGUUUGAGUCAGCAUAUGAACAUGUGUUAAACUUAAGUGUAUAUAUUUUGUAAAUGCACGCAUAUGUUUGUGUGCGCCACACAUUCGUGUUUUCGAGUGUGUUGACCGCUAUGGGGGUGAGGCGUGACAGCCCAGUUUUGCUAAUUGCUAACCAAAUAGCUCUCUUGAGUUCAGUGGCAUAUAGAGGUCGCAUAAGGUAUGUGUGUGAGCGUGUGCGUGCACGCGCUUGGGUGUUUGUACCCUGUAAUCUCACA